Messenger RNA from Pelecanus crispus (Dalmatian pelican), 624 nucleotides. Lineage: Eukaryota; Metazoa; Chordata; Aves; Pelecaniformes; Pelecanidae. The record is from RefSeq and is a predicted model, not a curated record.
GAAGAUAUGAAUUUAAAUGAAGACAAGAAGAUGCCAUUGAGAGAAAAGGAUUUUAAUACCAAAAAAGAAAUGGUGAUGCAAUAUAUUAGCACUGCUUCAAAGUCUGGAAGUCUCAAGAACAGGAGGAAGAUUUCACCCCAAGAGUUUAUACAGGAAUUAAAAUCUGGGUCAACAGAUGAACGACUAGUCACUUGCUUAGAAUCUCUCCGUGUGUCCUUGACUAGUAAUCCUGUCAGCUGGGUUGAAAACUUUGGCCGAGAAGGUCUGGGGCUGCUGUUGGAUGUUUUGGAAAGAUUGGUUGAGACAAAAAACCAGGACAAAAUUGUGAAGAGGAAUCAGCAUAAGGUUAUACAGUGUUUGAGAGCCUUCAUGAAUAAUAAGUAUGGAUUGGAAAGAAUUUUGGGAGAAGAGAGAAGCCUGUUGUUGCUCAUCAAAGCAAUUGAUCCCAAGCAAACUAACAUGAUGACAGAUAUAGUUAAACUCCUUUCUGCAAUGUGCAUUGUUGGAGAGGAAAACAUCCUUGAAAAAAUUUUGGAAGCUGUAACAGCAGCAGCAGAGGAAAGGAAUGUUGAUAGAUUCUCUCCUAUUGUAGAAGGUCUUCAGGAUAACUCAGUUCAGCUGCAA